ACAACGAACUACUCCCCGCCGAAUAUUUGUUUCUAAAACAUUUUCAACGACGUCGCUGUAUCGCCCGUGAAGUUUCAAUCUCUCAGCAAAGAAGCCAUGUCGCAUGCAGACAAAGCGCCUCAUUACAGCCCUUGGAUCGGGCUCGAUGGGGAAGAUGGCAGAGACACUUCCGUGCUCGUCUUCCAGCCGGCGCUGCAGCCCGGAGGAGCGAACGUGCUCAACCGCGUCGCCGUUGGGAACGGCACGGUGCUGAGUCAGUAUCAACUGUGUGUACUGGAGAGCAAAAAGACUGAUGGGAACAAGGCGGGGAACAAGCAAGCAAGCUAUCCCGAGCUGGUGAAUCUGGUUCCGCACACGGUGUUGCAGAAGCCUCGUACUGGCGGUUCAAAAGGGAAAGCAGCCGGCUACAACAGCCAGGUUGCCCCACUAUCAGCUGAAGCCGACAACAUGUCAUUAGGAGCAGGUACCAGCACGACUCCAACAACGACGUUGCUCUGUACACCAGCGCCCAGCCUCCCGACCCAGCAGCAGUCGCAGCGCGUCACGCAUCAGCAGAACAUGCAAAACUCAAAAACUCUCUAUAUCGUCAACCUUCCGACGGAUGGCGACAAGAACAAUCAGGUGAAGGUGAGACAAAAGUAUGAGCACCAGAGCCCGAUUGAGUUUGUCUGCUGCGGCGGCGACCGGAUCUUCAUCGCGUCCAAAUUUCACCCGCACUUGAUGCUGAACAAUUCAUCUUCCAGUACAAGUGAAUCGAACGGGCGGGGGAGCACGAGCAGCACCGCUGCUGCUGCUGACGACGCGGAGGAUUUGGACAAGAAAGAUCCAGUCGCGCCGCCGGAGGUUCUGAUGCUGAACAAAGAUACGGAGAGCGACGAGGAGGACCACCUGAACCCGGAUGAGGAGCACAAACACGCCCUUUUCGACGCUUUGCACGCGGAAGAGGACCACGGGAUCACGUACAUUGCCGUCACGGUUCUGAAAAGGAAACAACUCGAGGGUAGUUUGAACGCCGCGCAUUUGGUUCUGAAGAAUCUGAACAAAAGCUUGACGUCCAAUUUUCAGCAGCAAGACGGGGAAGAGGAAAUAAACGGACCAAAUGGUCGUGCCGUGAAUCUGGCGGAUUCAACAACUGUUGUAGACGGUGAAAAUUAUGUCGGUUCAACAUUCUAUUACGAGGAGGAGAAAGACAUGAAAUUCUGGGCGAAGAUCGAGGGGCAGUCGCUGAGUUGCUUCAGCUGCGAUAACACCGGGGAACACUUGAUUUCGGCCGACAACGGCAGCCACCAUCACAUUCGCGUGUGGGACCUGUUUUCAGCGGGAGGGACUGCAAGCGCGAAGCGAAGAAAAAGCAGGAAAAGCAAAGGAAUGUCCAAGAACGACCUGAUCAGCAACUUCACCCCUUUUCCGAACAUAAAGCACGUUUUGGGCAAUCAGCACCACGACCUGAUUCAGGCGUUGCAAUUCUGCACGACUUCCAAAGAGAGAUUCUUCUCCGCUGGAAAAGAUAAAACGGUCUGCGCCUGGGUCGGCAACCGGUGUGUCCAGAAGUUGGAGAACGUGGGCGGGAAUUUGGAAAAUUCUUUACUGCUGAUCGACAACCAGUUUCUCUUCCUGAACGCCAGCAACGGGGAGGAGGACGAGGAGGAAAACUUGAAUGUUUCUUCCUUCCUGAAAGUGUGGCAUUCCGAGUCCCUGGAGCUGUUGAAGGAGCUGGAGCCGCCGUUGAGCGAAGUGGAAAAUGCCGUCGAGAGUGGCGGAACUCAUUAUGUCAAGCCCACGCCGCUAGCGUCCGUCCCCAAUGGGUUCGCCGUCACGAAAACGCACGUGGUUGCUGCGGGAGCUGUUGUUUCUGGUGGCAGCACGGCGUCUCCUCUGAUGUCGUGGCAACGGGGGUUGCACAUCGAAAACGGAGCAAAUGGAGGUGCAACAGAUCAUACUGGAGUCGACAGUACUUUUACAACAACCUCUCACGGCGCGGCGCAACUCACUCCAGUCAGAUACCUGGCGAAGCAAAACAUUACAAUUCCGGCAAGCAAGCAAGGACCCUCUUCGUCCGGUGCAACUACCAAUGCGAAGAACACAGGGAACCUGACUUUAAACCGAAACAACAAACUUCUGAUCUUCAAUUACGGGCAAGACCCGAAGCAGAAAUUCCUGCUUUCCGCCGGCGAGCAGGUGGCUCCGGACAUCAACCCGAAGGAUCGGAAUGUCUUUCUCUGGAGCUACUUGGAAGAAAAUCACCCGAGACUAGAGGGGACUUUCCGGGCCGGCGGGUUGCAACAGCAACUGGUGAAUCUCGCUCUUGGUGGGAAGGACAGCAACACGUCGCACAGCCAGCACUUGCACGGCGCUCCGCGGACGGUGAUUUUCUGUGACAUCGUUUCCGGGAGUUUCUGUCGCGAGUGGAAGAAACAGCGCGGUCCGCACCACGUCUUGACGCAGAACUCCACCAAAAAUCAAACCGCUGCGAAGAUGUCGAAAAAUGCAGCGGAACAUCAAAUCCAGUACGGCAUCCGGUGCGUGACCAAUCGGGGCGAAAUUUCCGUUUUCUUCGGGCCGGAUUUCCUCCGCAAGGACCAAGAGCACCACGCCGUCGAUUUCGAUUUUGCGGAGAACGCGAGCCACUGUCUCGUGCAUUCCGUCUCCGCGGUGGGGGCGGCCGGGAACAACCUCGCAAUGCUGGUCAGCGAGGACGGGAGUGACUUCAAAAUGCUCAUCGUCGACGGGUUCCUCGGGACGGUGCUCGCGACAAGGGACGUAGAGUCGAGUUGUUGUUUGCUCACCUCCGCAGCGUCGGAACUGAUUGUCGCGCCGGAACAAGGUUCAAAAGCGGGAGCGUCGACUAGCAGUAGUAGUUCUUCUUUGCAGGUCUACGGCUACAGCGGAACAAUAGCAAAUACUAGCAGCUCGUCUUCGCCAUCACUAUCGGAAAACGGCACGAUUGCCAUUCCGGAUGGUGCGAAGCAGAUCCAGCAAAUUGUCAAAAUCGACGACAAAGAGUCGAAAACCUUCGAAUUUUUAGAAGUCGAGGAACUCCCUCUAGGGGCGAACCCGCACGACAAGAACGCGGAAAAAUUGAAGGUCAAUUCUUUGGAAUCCGUCUACCGCUUAGGGUACUCCGGGAAGAGGCAGCCGGCGAGUACUAUUGUUUGCGCCGCGGAGAAGAAAAUUUUCAUCUACCGGAAGUUGCCCAGUUUAAGCGGGAAUAAGGAGAAAGCCACGGCUCUGUACAGCAGCGGUAGCAUGGACAACUUGGAAGCGCCGCCACCGCCGCCGGACUUCAGUUCCGACACCCCGCUGUUGAAGGGGCCCCCGGCGUUCCCCUCGGUGCCGAAAUCGCCGAUGAGUGCGGCGACGCCGGACGUGAAUGGUGGGGGUCCUGAUGCGGUGAAAGUAAAUCCGAAUCCGUAUGACCUGCUGGCAACCAUGAGCAUGUCGGGUGUGGACGAAACCGACUCCAUCACCGCCGUCGCGGUGGGGAACCUGGACAGUCGAGGAGGCGUUUGGAAUGUGUUUGCCGGGUUGUCAUCAGGUAAGAUCGCGAUUUUCGAAUUGAAAAGCGAGAAUGACAGACGCACGGGGAGAACCUCCUUGCUCUACGGCGACGGCGGGAAGCAGGGGAUUGCGCUGACUUUGACGGCGAAACUGCAGAAAAUCGUUCCCAGCGCGGCAAGUGCAAAUAAAACUUCGGGUGCUGGAAAUGGAAAUGAAAUCACCACGCUCGAGUUCGACGAGACGACCCGUUUGCUGUGUGUUUCGACGAAAUCCUUUGCUGGAAUUCGGUUGUUGGAUACAAGCGCCGGCGUUUACGUAAAUUCCCUUGACGGGUUCUCGAACAGGACUGCGAAUGUCCUGAAGUCGAAAACUUCCGUGCGGCUGUUCCACGCGGGGAGAGGCGGAAGUGAAGAGGAGGACGAAAAUCUCAUCUUCGUGCGCAACAAGCAGAAUGGGGCGUUGAUGGGCAAGUUCGACAGUUCUUCGGGUCACGAGAAGUCCGCAAAGAUUUACUUUCUGCAGGCCUUUUAUCUGGAACGAAAAGUAAACGGAAGAACGGGUCAAGAGUUGCAACAUCCUUGGUUCUCUGAGAACCUGGUUCGUAACGCCCGCGACGCGUUUAAAAAGUUCAACGAAUCGGCCAAAGACGAGAGACCCGUCGAGGGGGAGGUCAGCAGCGGGGAGGAGAUGGAUUCCACGCUCGAAACGCAGGAACUGAUCCUCUCCGCGGGCACCGACGGGAACGUGAUCGUCUGGCGGGGCGAAACGGGGGAAAUUCUCCGGAAGUACAGCGGGCACGCCAACGUGAUCGGCGCGGUGCCCAUCGAUUUCGGGACCGGCAAGGGGUUCCAGUCCGCGGAUGCGAAGUCGUUUUGGGUGCUCAGUCUGGCCAGUGAGGAGUUCGAGAACAAGGGAAACAUGAUGACAGGAGAUGUAAGUGGUCCAGAAGGCACUGCAAAUGCCGCAAGUACUACUAGUCUCCCGCCCUCGUCCAAAUACCUGCAAAUCCGCGAUGCGAACUACGCAAAGCACCCGAAUUUGAACGCAAAAGUUGAAGCGUCGUCGAUCAAGGAUCUCCUGACGUCCAGAAGCUACCCGCUAGGCGAGAAGAUCACGAGGGCAAGGACAAUUUUGGUUGGAGGCGGGGGACAGCCGCAGCACCAGCAGAAAUACAAACUCCAGCUCCUCUUCGAGGACAGAAACAAACUGGCCUUUGCCGCGGACAUCUCCCAGCUCCUUCCCUCCUCCAUGUGCCUCCCGCUCUGGUACACGGAGUGGCAAGCGCGGCGCGCGAGCCUGGCGGGCGGGAGCGGGGGCGCGGCAGGAGCUGCGAACGCGAGCAAAAGUGGGCAACAACAGCAGCUGCAGCACCACCAGCACGCCGCGGGCGCAAACUACUUGUCUUCGCCAGUUGUGAAAUUUGGCCCCGGGGCGGUGGCUCCGUCCGCAACGGCGAAUUUAUCUGUAGCGAAACUACGGAAGGAACUGAUUCCACACCACAUCGAUUUUGCGAAAAACCUGUGCGGCGACUUCGCCCUCCUUUACUCCGCGUUGGACUUCGACCGGCUGCACGCGGAACGGUUUGCAAUAGAAAAUUUUUCCGGCAAAACUACGAACAAGAAGCAAAGCCUCUCGUUAUCCCCGUUGAUGCCUUUCGAGAUCUCGAUCGACCGCGAGGGCGACGCGGGCGUGUACACCACGUCCCAGACGGGCAAGACCAACUACCUCGCGGAGAGCGACGCGUACACGACGCUGCUGUCCCUCGUGCUAUCCCAGGACAAGCUGCACAGCAGGGAGCGCGCGGCCUCGAACGUGUUGAAGCACGUAGUGGAGGCGGUGAAGGAGAGAGGAACAGCUCCAGCGGCAAACUCCACAAAUCCGAAGAUUUACGGCACUUUUCAGGACGACAAAUUCGUCCACAUUUUGUCCGCGUGCGUGAAAAAGUACCCGGACGCGGUGUCGCAGUUCCUGAAGCAGAUCCCGAUGCUGGAAACAAACCAGAAGAUCGCGUUGCAGGACUGCGUGUCCCCCUACUUCCCCUUCCGCCAGCCCCCCAUGGGAAAGGAGGACCCGAUCGGCGCCUUUGAGGUGGCCGGGUCCGACUCCUGCUUCGGCUUCAGGGUGUGGCAGAACUUCAUUGACCAGAAGAUCCGGAUAACCAACCUGAUGGACAGCGAGAAGCUGAUUUUUGGCGGAACCGGAGGGGUCUUGAUAGGAUACUUGAAAUGGUUCUUCCAGGGCCCCCGGGAAGCGGCGUAUGGUGCAGUGUCCGACCACGGGGGAAGUAAGGUAAAUAGAGCAGGAGGUCGUGAUAGUAGCGCAAUAAAAGAACAACAACAAGUCGUGGACGGCGUCGUCGACAAAAACAAUACAGGCGGUGGUUCUCUCGCGAUGUACCAGCAGUUACUAGAGCAGAGCGCGCAAGAUUCCACCGUGCCGAAAGCAGAUAGGGAAGUUGGCCCGUUGCAUCCCACCGGAGAGUCAGAAUACUACCUAGCGCAGGCGUUCGUGAUGCCCUACCCCGGGUUCGCGCAGGUGUUUUCGAACGACGAAAACUUUUUCGAGAACUUGCUUGAUUUGGAAGCCAAAUUAGGAACAACGACAGGUGAUGGAACAAACAACCAAAAAAGUUCUAAAUACAGCAAACCAUCUACUACUCCGAAGAACCUCUUUCUCCAACCGUUCGAAUUCCUGCUCACUUUCCUGUCGAUCCUCUUCGAUCGCCGGGCGGGCUUUUCCGUUUUCGGAAAGCUGGCCGCGCUCUUCAGCUCCCCGCCGACGGCGGAGAAGCUGAAGGAGAAGAAGAAGUACAGUUUUCUGCAAGCGAUCACCGAGUCCAAACGGCCGUCGAACGUCUUCUUCGACAAUCUUUUCGUGAAAUCCAUCAUCCGCUUCAAAUGGCACGCGUUCGCCAUGGAGAGGUUCCACAAGGAAUUCCGGUCGAUUCUGCUGUGCCUCUUCCUGCACUUCCUGUUCGUCGUGUCGAUGCACCGGGGCAUCGCGGUCAACAAGGAGCGGGACCUGCUCCUCGCGCAGGGCUACACGUCGAAGAACGCGGGGCCGACGGAGCCGAAUUUAACCUCCGGCCUGGACUUGAUCAGCAUCGCGGAGCAAAAUUCUUCGACGACGGACUGGAUCUCCUCCGACUCCUCCGACUAUUCCGUCCCGGUGGAACUGUUCUCCGGCUACGGCUUCGACUUGGGCAACCCGGCGUGGUACUUUCUGAUACUACUUCUCAUCACCCAGUUCUACUGCUUCGUCCAGCACCUCUGCUCCUUCGGCGACGUGCUGAUCAUCCACACGAUCUUCCACCUCUUCGCGCUUUCCUACCAACACCCGGAGAAGCUGCUCGGAACGAAUUUCUCGGACUCCACGACCAGUUACGAUCUCCAGUCCUACUUGGUCCUGUUCGCCUCCCUCUACUCCCUGAAGCAGGUCAUCACGGUGCUCUACUACCUGCAAACCCACUCCUAUUUCGGGAAGUGGGUGCGGAUUCUGCUGGAAAUGGGCAAGGAAGUGGUCCCGCUGAUGUCGCUCGUGAUCUUCAUCGGCCUCGGGACGCUCUUUUCCAUCUUCACGCUGGUCUUCGCCCCGUAUUGGGACACGGACCGGUCGUUUUGGCAGUUCUUCAUCGACUUUGCGGAUCUGAUCUACUACGUGUUGCUUUCCAUGUCGAUGGGCGGGAAGCCCGUGGUCAGCUACCAGCCGGAGAUGCAGAGCUUCCAGGACCUGUACCUGCCCUACAUCCGGGUGAUCCCAGCCAAAUUUCUGGCGCACACGCUGGGCGUGGUCAAUUUUGUUUCCAUGCUGAUGAUCGGCGCGCACAUGACCGCGACCGUGAAUAAGGUAAAGGCGGAGCAGGCGCAUUUGUUCGACAAAAUGCGGGCGGAGAUCAUUUUGAUCUACGAAAACGACAUAGAAGACAUGAAGGACGAGAGGUUUUUUCCGAAGUACCUACACGUGUUGAAGCCGAAAAAGUAG
Messenger RNA from Amoebophrya sp. A120, 7479 nucleotides. The record is from the annotation of a GenBank genome assembly. Lineage: Eukaryota; Dinophyceae; Syndiniales; Amoebophryaceae.